UGUUGGUGAUCUUCGUGAAGGAAUCAUGAUUUUAAUAAUUCUUGGUGGUGCUUUAGUGUUUGGCUUGACUUUCUGUGUCUUCUGGACAUGGAAUUUCGGGUACUGGCAGAGAAAGGGAGUUCCAGGUCCUAAACCAUCUCUGAUUUAUGGGAAUGCGAAAAGUUUAGUAGCUGAAAAAGUGUCUGCUGCUUAUGAAUUUGAUAAGUUUUACAGGGAAUUCUAUGGAAAGACUCCCUUUAUUGGGGUCUAUUUAUUGAGAUCACCUCACAUUUUGGCUAUUGAUCCUGACUUUGUGAAGUUUGUUCUUGUGGAAAAUUUCAAACAAUUCAACGACAAUUUAAUAUCCGAUAUGACCACUACCAAGUCUGAGCCAUAUAUCGGACACAGUCCUUUUAUGCUGAAGAAUAAGGAGUGGAAAGAGAUAAGAACCCAAUGGGGACCGGCUUUUACUAGUGGCAAAAUGAAGGCAAUGUUCCCAAUCAUCGAGAAUACGUGCUUGAAGAUGUCUAAUUUCCUCAAGCAUGAAGUCGCCAAUCAGUCCAAGGAUGGGGUUCAUUUUCGUGAUGUUACAGCGAGAUUCACCACAGAAGUUGUGACUGAUACAAUUUUUGGAGUUGAAGCAGGAACUUUUGCUCAAGAAAAAGCUCUAUUGUGCGAUUUGGGCGCCAAACUUCUCGAUUGCUUUGAGAAUGUUGUGAAUUUCUUCAUAAUAACAUCAAUUUUUCCAUUCCUGAAGCGCUUCCGGUGCUUCUGGAUUGUCAGCAAGACUGUGGGUAGGGGUUUUGAGGAGCUAAUGAAGAAAGGAAUGCAAUUUCGAAGUCAAAGCAAUAGUCAGAGAAGUGAUUUCUUAUCGUUUAUCAUGGAUCUCGGAAGUCGCCAAAAUCUCUCACUAACUGAGAUGACUUCACAUGCCCUCACAGUUUAUCUGGAUGGUUAUGAAACAACAAGCAUAACAAUUCCUCUGGUUCUCUAUCAAUUGGCCAAAAAUCAGCAAGCUCAAGAAAAACUCCGAAAUGAAAUUCGUGAAUAUGAGUUGAAUGGAGGAAUCAAUUAUGAAGCUAUCCAGGAGAUGGAAUAUUUGGAUCAAGUGGUUAAUGAAACUAUGAGGGUACAUCCCCCAAUCAUAAUUAUCAAUAAGCUCUGUACUGAGAGUGUGAAGUAUCCAGUGAAUGGGAGGCAAGUGGAAAUACCUCGGGGGAUGACUGUACAUAUUCCCAUUUUCUCAAUUCAUCGCAAUGAGAAUAACUUUCCGAAUCCUGAAGAAUUUAUACCAGAGAGAUUCGAUAAGGAACGUGGGGGAUCGAAGGUGUUCAAGGAAAAGUGUUCGUUUCUUCCAUUUGGAAAUGGACCAAGGAUCUGUUUAGGAAUGCGAUUUGCUCUGCUCCAAGUGAAAACGGCCGUUGUGGAGGUAAUUAGGCAGUACAAUGUGACGGUGAAUGAAAAGACCAAGGAGCCACUGAAGUUGGAUGUUGGACAAUUUUUCAGCUAUCCUAGGCAUGGGAUUUAUCUGAAUUUGAAGCCAGUGUAAGUUUUUCAUUUUUUUCCGUGUAAGAAGUUGAAUAAAAUCUUUCGUUACCAAACCAACUGAAGAAA
Molecule: messenger RNA, 1593 nt
Organism: Phlebotomus papatasi
Lineage: Eukaryota; Metazoa; Arthropoda; Insecta; Diptera; Psychodidae
Product: probable cytochrome P450 28a5
Exons: 5
Coding region: 26-1528 (500 amino acids)
Molecular function (GO): iron ion binding; monooxygenase activity; heme binding
Source: RefSeq, a predicted model, not a curated record